UGUACUACGCGCACGAUAAACUAGAUGAUUUCAUCAGUACUAUUAACAGCCAUCUACAGCCUUUGUUUAUGCAGAUCCGGAAAGGAAUGUCGGAGGGCGAUGGGCGAGCACAUUACGCUUUGGUGAAUUUGGCAGAAACUGAAAUAACUAAAAUGGCAUCUGACUAUACAGAAAACGAAUUAGAAUUGUUCAGAAAAGCAAUGGACCUAAUAAUUUUAUCAGAAAAUGGCUUUGCCUCUUCUACAGAGAUUUUAAACCUUGCUGACCAACUUAAGACCAAGAAAAUGAAGAAAAAGGAAGCAGAACAAGUGCUGAAAGUUUUUGUGGAGGAUAAGUGGCUCUCUGAGAGAAAUGGAGAAUAUACUCUGCAUACUCGCUGCAUAAUUGAGAUGGAACAAUAUAUUCUCAGCAACUACCAAGAUGUGGCAAGGAAGUGUAACAUCUGUCACAGCCUUGCCAUCCAGAGCCAAGUAUGUGAAUCCUGUGGAAUUGCAAUGCAUUUACCUUGUGUCAGAAAGUACUUUAGAGCUCAGACUGAACCACGCUGUCCGCAGUGUAAUGAUUUCUGGUCCUGCGACAUUCCAGGUACGAGUCGGAUGGACUCCCAGUCACCAUCAAAAAGGGAGAGCAGAGAAGAGCUUCAUUCUCAGCCCUAG
Messenger RNA from Balearica regulorum gibbericeps (East African grey crowned-crane), 656 nucleotides. NCBI's taxonomy places the organism in Eukaryota, Metazoa, Chordata, Aves, Gruiformes, Gruidae. The record is from RefSeq and is a predicted model, not a curated record.